Messenger RNA from Papilio polytes (common Mormon), 1607 nucleotides. Its product is annotated as Down syndrome cell adhesion molecule-like protein Dscam2. The coding region runs from base 27 to 1580 and encodes 517 amino acids. Lineage: Eukaryota; Metazoa; Arthropoda; Insecta; Lepidoptera; Papilionidae. The record is from RefSeq and is a predicted model, not a curated record. Gene Ontology annotation, molecular function: protein binding. The transcript is spliced from 11 exons. Gene Ontology annotation, biological process: cell-cell adhesion.
UAACAUUUGAUGUAGUAUCAAGGAAUAUGACAGCAAAGCUCGGACAACAUAUAGCAAUAGAAUGCCAGGCGAGAGGAGAUGAUCCUAUUAGAAUCAUGUGGACGAGAAAUGGGAAACCUAUAAACCCGUUGACACAAAGAGUAAAAAUAUCUGAGACGAAAUCAGAUGAUGGCAUGACGAAUCUUUUAGAAAUUUUACAAACGGAAACAAGCGACGGUGCUAUAUAUCAAUGCAGAGCAGGAAAUCCUUACGGAGCGGACGUGUACAGCGUUUAUUUGACUAUUUUAGAACCACCCUUGCCACCAUCAGAUUUAUCUGUAGAUUCAAUAAAAAGUCGAUCUGUCAAAUUGUCAUGGCGAGACAUGACGCGGUCGUUGGCACAAUUUUACAAUUUACAAAUUGCUAGCAGUCAACGCUUAUCUUGGAGUAAUGCUAGAACAAUAAAUGUAACCAGAACUGAUGAAAUACGUCACAUGAUUGAGAUCGUUGACUUAGUACCGGCCACUGGGUAUACAGCGAGAGUGGCUGGGGGCAAUCAAGCUGACCUAAGCUCGUAUUCAACACCAGUAAAGUUCACUACUACUGAAGAAGCUCCCUCAUCACCGCCGCUGGGAGUACAGAUAGAGCAAACCGAUGGUCCUGGAGAAUUGAGAGCAAGAUGGCUUCCACCGCCGGCUGAUAAACAUAACGGUGUUAUAAUAGGGUACAGGUUAAGAGCUGUGCCACAACUUAAUGGGGUCAAAGAAAAUCAAGAUGUGAGCGAUAAAAUCAUUAAAACUUCAUCACUUUAUUCGAAACAAGAAACUGUAAUUACAGGAUUGCUUAAAGGUGUCAGAUACGCAGUUUCCAUAGCGGCAUUUAAUGGCGCUGGGGCAGGACCAUUUUCAAUACCAAUGUUCCAAGACACAAGAGAAGGAGCGCCGGAAGAAGGUCCUUCGUCAGUAGAGUGCGGCGGCGUAACGUCCACCGCACUUAGAGUGAGCUGGCAACCAAUUCCACCUCACAGACAGGCUGGAGCUCUUAUAGGAUACACCGUAUUGUAUGCAGCUCAAGCUCGACAAUGGCAGAACGCGACGUCCCUUGUGACAGAGUUGCGCUUGCAAGGCCUGCACAAAUACACCAACUACACGGUCAAAGUCGCAGGAUUCUCAAACUACGGCACAGGACCAUUCUCCUUUCCUAUUGUUUGCGCCACACUUCAGGAUGUCCCUGAAUCGCCGGCUGAAAUCAAGCUAUUGUCGCAAUCAUCAACUACGUUGCUCGUUAGCUGGAAGAAACCAAGACAGCCAAACGGAAGAUUGCUCCACUAUACUGUCUACUGCAAGCCAACAGCUAGCAACGACGGACCACAAAUACUUCGUAUAGAUGCGGAAGAGACUGUAGAUGUUUACGAGAAGACACAGACGAUGGAACUCAAGGCGCUUUAUGAAGGUCGCCAGUACGAUGUAUGGGUGACCGCUAGUACCGCAGUCGGAGAAGGACCAGAAAGCAAACAUGUUACAAAUACACCAUCACAAAGAGGUAAGUUAACUGAGUUAAAAAAAAAAUAUUCUGAGACUGCGUUAUUAACUUUUGACUGAUUGGUGUAGGAAAAAAUGUAACCUAAC